This is a messenger RNA of Paramecium sonneborni, 1313 nucleotides long. The record is from the annotation of a GenBank genome assembly. Lineage: Eukaryota; Ciliophora; Oligohymenophorea; Peniculida; Parameciidae.
AUGACAGAAAUAAAUAAAUACGAGACGAUUAUUACAAUUCUGAAAAAUCUAAACAAUCCUAAAUUUGCUUCAUAAUAUGAACAACAACUCAAUCGUCUUCCCUUCUUUAACUUUUAUAAAUAAGUCUUUAAAACAGAUUCAUUUACUCAAAAUGCAUUUAAGUAUAUCUAACUUCUCUAUCUUAAAAAAGGAUAGGUGUAUAAACAUUAAAGUAUAUUGUCUAUUUAUAUAAAAGCUGAUUCCAUUGAAAGUGUAAUUAUACUACUUGAAGGAACUUUAUCUUUGAUCAAAAAUGAUUAGAAGAAACAAAAAAUUAUAACAAAAAUAUAACCACCAGAUCAUCUUUUUUAAGCAGAGAUUUAUAAGAAAGUUGCUUAUUCAAAAUAUAAAAUUAUGGCUCUAACAGAUUGCACAGCCAUAUCAUUAAGUUUUAUUUCAAUCCAUGAGGUAUUAAUAAUUAUAUUCUUAGAUAUCAGUUUAUGGAUUCCAUUUUGCUAAAUAUAAGGAAGAAGUGGAAUAUUUUAGAAUAUAAUUUCCAAAUGUUAAACCAAUUGAAUUUAUUCCAUUUAUAAAGAAAUUGAAAAAAGAAUAUUUUUAGAAUAAUGUUAAAAUUUAUACAGCCAAUUAAUAAGCCAAUAAAGUUUAUUUUAUUAUCUCUGGAGAAGUUGAAGUAUUUUUAUAUAAGAAAUAUUUCAAGAUUUAUGCUGAAAAUGAAGAUGGUAAAUUCUAAAGAGUAACAAUUGCGUAUGAAAAUGAUAGUUUUGGUGAAGAAGCUUUAUCAACAUCUAUUCCUAGAUUAUAUAAAUAUACAGCAAAGACUUAAUAUUUUAAGAAAACUACAGCUUUUGUUUUUGAAGUAAAUAAUUAAUUGUAUAAGAUUGAUGAUUAUUGUCACAUCUAUGCUCCUAAUCUUAUUAAAUAAUUAGAAGAUAAAAUGAGAUUCAAAGAAAAUCUUAUAUAAUAAAAAAUAAAACAAACAAGUACUUUGCCUACAAUUAUUAAUGGAUCCCUGAAAAAGCCUUUUUAAUAGUAAAGUCAUCAAUUUAUGUGUCAGAUUCUUGCCUAUUGUUUCACCCACAUCAAAAGCAUCUUCCAUUAAAAUUAAUAGAACAAUCAGUCUUAAUGAUGUAAGAUUGCUAAAUUUUAUGGAACUCAAUAAUCCAGACAAAAAUUAUUUGAAUCGACAAUUAAUUAUAGAGCAACCUGAUGAGCAAAGUAAUUAAUCAAGAGAUAGAACUAAAUCUGUGGAAUUCUAAAAAUUAUUGAAUCAUAAAUCAGAUUCUUAAAAACUUCCUUAAAUUAAAUUAUAUUGA